Messenger RNA from Ostrea edulis (European flat oyster), 6985 nucleotides. RefSeq lists its product as uncharacterized. The transcript has 3 exons. The coding region runs from base 1461 to 6092 and encodes 1543 amino acids. NCBI's taxonomy places the organism in Eukaryota, Metazoa, Mollusca, Bivalvia, Ostreida, Ostreidae. The record is from RefSeq and is a predicted model, not a curated record. Gene Ontology annotation, molecular function: protein binding.
AUUCACGGCACUGUUAAUACAAACAUAUCAAUGGUCAGGGUUAGAAUUAAUUCAUGGCACCAUUAUUAUUUGACCCAACAUGUCUGGGCUAAUUCAUUAUAAUUAACAAUCAACAGUACAACAAACAUACCUUCCUCAGUAACUUACUUACUUACUUAGUCCUCUUCGUGCUGGUUUGCACAUAAGGCUUCCACUAGAGACUUCCAGUAUGCUCUGUCUUGAGACCAAGUCUUUAUUUGUCCCCAAGUCCAUCCCUGUUCCUUCAUCUCUCUUUCUACUGCUCUCCUCCAUGUCUCUUUUGGGCGACCUCUUUUUCUCUUCCCUGCUGGUGUCCAUCUUUGAGCAACAUGUGGGAUCGAUGUGGGAUCCAUUCUCAAAACAUGGCCUAGCCAGCGCCACCUCCUCUUCUUAAUUUCCUCUGAUACUGCUGUUGUUUUAGUUUUGUUGUAAAUUUCUCUGUUUGAUAUUCUAUUUGGCCAAAAAACUUAUAGAAUUCUUAGAAUUCUUCUUAAACAUCUCCUCAGUAAACUAUCUGUUAAUAAUCCUCAUCUUGUCCUUGUGUAAAAGAAUUCAAUCAGUGUUUGAGUGAAGAACUCGAUCAGUGAAGAACUCAAUCAGUGAAGAAUUCAAUCAGUCAAGAACUCGAUCAGUGAAGAACUCAAUCAGUCAAGAACUCAAUCAGUAAAGAACUCGAUCAGUCAAGAAUACAAUCAGUGAAGAACUCAAUCAGUGAAGAAUUCAAUCAGUUAAGAUCUCAAUCAAUGAAGAAUGAACAUUUUCCACGUGUUUAAAGUCAUACUUUACACGUAAUCUAUUCUUUUAUUAUUACCUUAUAUGUAAAUCUCCCUUACAUAAGGGGAGAUUUCAAGGUCACAGAAUAGUAUUAAUAUUACUGUUGAGAAUGAAUUUACAAAAAUGAAGAUCUAGACAAUAUCAAAAUAUGAACAUCUGACAGCCAUGUUUCAGGUUUAUAUAGAGCUUAAAGCUUCAUAGCAGUACUGAAUGAAAUAUUAUGAUAAAUUACACUUGUAUGAACAUCUGACAGCCAUGUUCAAGUUCACAGAUAAGUUCAAAUGUAGCUUCAUAGCAGUACUGAAUGAAAUAUGAUAAAUUACACAAUAAAAGAACAUCAGACAGGCAUGUUAAAGUUCAUAUAUAUAGCUUAAAGCUUCAUAGCAGUACUGAAUGAAAUAUUAUGAUAAAUUAUAAAUGAAAAUCCGACAGCCAUGUUCAAGUUCAUAUGUAGCUUCAUAGCAGUACUGAAUGAUUGAUUAAUGGAUGUUUUCUGCCACACUCAACAAUUUUUCAGUUAUAUGGUGGCACCCAGUUUUUAUUGGUGGAAGAGAGAACCCUAGAUAUAAUGCACCUGGGAAGAGACCACCGACCUUCUGAAAGUAAACUGGGAAACUUUCUCACUUACCGGCGAGAGCGGGAUUCGAACCCGCGCCGACAGAGAUAAAAUGGAGAAACUAACAAAGUCCCCCAUUCCACCAAAUGUAAGAGAGCAAUACGAUAGUGAUGUUCAGAAAUGGAGAGAGGAAGACAAGCUUUACUAUGAAAUCCACAGUUUCCCGUUAGUGAUGCAGAAAGUGAGGAACCAACCUUGUGUGACGUUUGUUGGUGUACCGGGAUCUGGGAAGUCCGCGACAGCUCACCACAUCGCCCUCAAGCUCCAGGAGGAAGGUUACGAGGUUGUACCAGUUGAUGAAAUCAGAGAGAUAAAGCAAUACUGUGACACAAAGAAUCCACAGGUGUUUGUUAUUGAUGAUGUGGUGGGUGUCUUUGGCCUCCAGAAAACUAAAUUAGAUGUGUUGACUGAUUAUGAACAGAAAAUAACAAGCCCUUGCAUGUAUAAGUCUAGGACUUUGAUGACAUGUAGAGAGGCUGUGUUCAAUGAGAUAAAAUUUUACAAACCAUUCCUGACGAAAGAAGAGACAGUGAUUAAGUUACACAGUUCUGAUAAUGCAUUAGAUAACAAUGACAAGAAACAGAUUCUCAAGAAGUAUGGUUUAAAUGUUGAUUUAAUGUCACCUGCAUUACUGAAAUCAACAGCUCAUAUGUUUCCCCUUCUCUGUAAAUUGUUUUCAAAGGAAACAAAAUUCCAAGCUCUUGGUUCAAAGUUUUUCCUGUGUCCAGUCCAAUGUAUGAUUGAUGAACUUGAUGAUAUGCAGAGGCAUACCAAACUGAAUUAUGCAACACUUGUUUUGUGUAUGCUAAAUGAAAACAGCCUAUCAAAAGACAUCUUAAAGGAUAGGAAAAAUGAACAUUUUGUGAGCAUGAAAAAUGACAUGUUGGAAAAUUGUGAAUUAGAAAGCCUGACAGAUGCUUUCAAGUUUGUGAAAGCCUUGUCAGCAAUGGAGGGGACAUACACAAAACAGUGUGGUGCACAAUACACAUUUAUACAUAACUCCUUGUUUGAAAUCUGUGCUUAUCAAUAUGGCAAACAGUUUCCUGACCAAAUGUUGCUGUAUAUGAGUAGUAGUUAUAUUGCUAAUUAUGUCAAACCACAGAUAAGUGAACCAGGAAUUGUGAACAAAGUGAAAGAGAAACAGAGUGAUUCUCAAUCUAUUGAGGGGGAUGAGAGUAACAAUGAUAGUGAAGGAGAGGAGGAGGAGAGCGAUGAUAAAAACAGUGAGAGAGAGGAAUCAUCUGAUCUGUGUAUAAGGUUACCUGAGGAUCAGUACCCACUGUUAGCUGAGAGAUUGUACAGAGACAUACAGAACAUGGAGCUGUAUGAUGUUUUCAGGAAUCGGGUUUUAAAACAUCCCCAGGUGUGUCAGGCUUUUAUUCGUGUGUUAGAGACAAAGUCAUACACAGAAUUAAAAUCUGUAUUUCUGUCCAGUCAGGGAAAGGUAGAUAAGAUAGCGAGUAAACAAGAGAGUGUGAAGAAGGAAAGUGGAGAGAAGAGGGAUUGGAGUGAAUGGGACAGACAGAGGGCACUGGUGGAUGAGAGGUAUAAAAUAGAUCAUAAGAGAGAAAUACAUACAGUAUGCAUACACAAUGUGAGAGUGAUCAGCUGGGUGAUCUACUAUGGACAUUAUCAUAUCCUACAGUUCAUAGUACAACAGACUGAACGACACGAUGAAGUAAGUGAAUUGUUUAGGAUAACAGGAAAUUCUCCACAUCAGUCUAAAUCUGCGAUAUACAUGAAUACAUGUAAUAAACCUGAAAGUGAAAACAUUAGGCUUGUAGAAGAAUGUAGAUUACUUGUAUUGAGUUGUUAUAGUGAUGAUAUACAAAUAUUCAGAGUUUUGCUUCCUUUUUGUAAGAAAGCAGUCAGUGGGAUAGGUCUGUGCAGUGGAGGAAUUGUUUGGUCUUCUGUACCUCUUACUUCUGCAUGUAAAGGAGGGCAUAUAAGUAUAGUGAAGGAGCUGGUGAAGUUGGGGGCUGAUGUCAAUCUACAGAAAAUAUGGGGGAGUACACCACUGAUAGCUGCAUGUAAUCGAGGACAUAUAAGUAUAGUGAAGGAGCUGACGAAGGCGGGGGCUGAUGUCAAUCUACAGGAUAGAUGGGAGGAUACACCACUGAUAGCAGCAUGUCAGGGAGGACAUGUGAGUACAGUGGAGGAGCUGGUGAAGUUGGGGGCUGAUGUCAAUCUACAGGGUAGUGAAGGGAAUACACCACUGAUAGCUACAUGUCGGAGAGGACAUGUGAGUAUAGUGAAGGAGCUGGUGAAGGCGGGGGCUGAUGUCAAUCUACGGGAUAGUGAAGGGAAUGCACCAUUGAUAGCUGCAUGUAAUGGAGGACAUAUAAGUAUAGUGAAGGAGCUGGUGAAGGCGGGGGCUGAUGUCAAUCUACGGGAUAGUGAAGGGAAUGCACCAUUGAUAGCUGCAUGUAAUGGAGGACAUAUAAGUAUAGUGAAGGAGCUGGUGAAGGCGGGGGUUGAUGUCAAUCUACAGAAGAGAAGGAAUACACCACUGAUAGCUGCAUGUCAGAGAGGACAUGUGAGUGUGGUGGAGGAGCUGAUGAAGUUGGGGGCUGAUGUCAAUCUACAGGGUAGUGAAGGGAGUACACCACUGAUAGCUGCAUGUCAGGGAGGACAUAUGAGUAUAGUGAAGGAGCUGAUGAAGUUGGGGGCUGAUGUCAAUCUACAGAAUAGAGGGAAUACACCACUGAUAGAUGCAUGUAAGAAAGGACAUAUAAGUAUAGUGAAGGAGCUGGUGAAGGCGGGGGCUGAUGUCAAUCCACAGAAUAGCUGGGGGGAUACACCACUGAUAGCUGCAUGUCAGGGAGGACAUGUGAGUGUGGUGGAGGAGCUGAUGAAGGUUGGGGCUGAUGUCAAUCUACAGGGUAGUGAAGGGAAUACACCACUUAUAGCUGCAUGUCAGGGAGGACAUGUGAGUGUGGUGGAGGAGCUGAUGAAGGCGGGGGCUGAUGUCAAUCCACAGAAUAGCUGGAGCGAUACACCACUGAAAGCUGCAUGUCAGGGAGGACAUGUGAGUGUGGUGGAGGAGCUGAUGAAGGCGGGGGCUGAUGUCAAUCCACAGAAUAACUGGGGGGAUACACCACUGAUAGCUGCAUGUCAGGGAGGACAUGUGAGUGUGGUGGAGGAGCUGAUGAAGGUUGGGGCUGAUGUCAAUCUACAGGGUAGUGAAGGGAAUACACCACUGAUAGCUGCAUGUCAGGGAGGACAUGUGAGUGUGGUGGAGGAGCUGAUGAAGGCGGGGGCUGAUGUCAAUCCACAGAAUAACUGGGGGGAUACACCACUGAUAGCUGCAUGUCAGGGAGGACAUAUGAGUAUAGUGAAGGAGCUGGUGAAGUUGGGGGCUGAUGUCAAUCUACAGAGUAGUGAAGGGAGUACACCACUGAUAGCUGCAUGUCAGGGAGGACAUAUGAAUAUAGUGAAGGAGCUGAUGAAGUUGGGGGCUGAUGUCAAUCUACAGAAUAGCUGGGGACAUACACCAAUGAUAGCUGCAUGUCAGGGAGGACAUAUGAGUAUAGUGAAGGAACUGAUGAAGUUUGGGACUGAUGUCAAUCCACAGAAUAGCUGGGGGGAUACACCACUGAUAUAUGCAUGUCAGGAAGGACGUAUAAGUAUAGUGAAGGAGCUGAUGAAGUUGGGGACUGAUGUCAAUCUACAGAAUAGACAAGGGAAUACACCACUGAUAGCUGCAUGUAAUGGAGGACAUAUAAGUAUAGUGAAGGAGCUGGUGAAGUUGGGGGCUGAUGUCAAUCUACAGAGUAGUGAAGGGAGUACACCACUGAUAGCUGCAUGUCAGGGAGGACAUAUGAGUAUAGUGAAGGAGCUGGUGAAGUUGGGGGCUGAUGUCAAUCUACAGAAUAGACAAAGGAAUACACCACUGAUAGAUGCAUGUCAGGAAGGACAUAUAAGUAUAGUGAAGGAGCUGGUGAAGUUGGGGGCUGAUGUCAAUCUACAGAAUAGAGGGAAUACACCACUGAUAACUGCAGUAAGACAGGAUUCUUUAUCGGUAGUGAAAUAUGUAGUGGAACAUGGAGCUGACUGGGUUACGCAGGUUGUUGAAAUCGAUGUGUCAGCAGUAUAUAAAGCAUUAAUACUGAACAAACGAGAUAUAGUGAAAUAUCUCAUACAGGAACAAAAUAAAAUCACUCCAGGUCAAUGUAAGGGAAAUGUACACCUAUUUAACUGUCUGGUGGACAUCAGACAUGCUGGAGUUAAAACAGACAUUAGGGGUGAUGUGGUGGUGACAAACAGAUCAGUGUGGUGUAUGGAUAAAGAGGGAGAUUUGUGGCAUACAAUCUGUGAGGGAGACUGUGAUGUACUGAGACAUCUGUUUUGUGUGGGUCUGGAUGUCAAUCAGUCGAUGCAGUUGUAUUAUAACAACAAAGAGAAUAAGACUGAUGUGAGACCUCUGUUGUAUACACUGAUUGAUUAUGGGUGGUAUGAUGUUAAUUAUACAACAGAGAAGGUGGGGAUCCUGCUGGGGGCGGGGGCUGACGUCAAUGUCAGGGUGAGAUAUAAAGAGUGUGACUCGGUGUUAGACAGGGAGGGCAUGUCUCUUCUAGAGAGGACGAGGAAACAGAUGUUUGAGUACAGUCACAUUGAGUACAUAGCACGAGAGUACAAAGUGAUGUGUGAGAUAAAGAAACAUGUCAGAAGACACUCUGUAUAGUCCCUGAUAGAAUUGUAGAGAGAUGUUGUUACUGAGUACAAAAGUGAGAUGUAUGAGAUAAAAAAAGAUGUCAGAAGACACUCUGUAUAGUCCCUGAUAGAAUUGUAGAGAGAUGUUGUUACUGAGUACAAAAGUGAGAUGUCUGAGAUAAAGAAAGAUGUCAGAAGUCACUCUGUAUAGUCCCUGAUAGAAUUGUAGAGAGAUGUUGUUACUGAGUACAAAAGUGAGAUGUCUUGAGAUAAAGAAAGAUGUCAGAAGACACUCUGUAUAGUCCCUGAUAGAAUUGUAUAGAGAUGUUGUUACUGAGUACAAGAGAUAAAGAAACAUGUCAGAAGACACUCUGUAUAGUCCCUGAUAGAAUUGUAGAGAUAUGUUUUUACUGAGUACAAGAGUGAGAUGUGUGAGAUAAAUAAACAUGUCAGAAGACACUCUGUAUAGUCCCUGAUAGAAUUGUAGAGAGAUGUUGUUACUGAGUACAAAAGUGAGAUGUAUGAGAUAAAAAAAGAUGUCAGAAGACACUCUGUAUAGUCCCUGAUAGAAUUGUAGAGAGAUGUUGUUACUGAGUACAAAAGUGAGAUGUCUGAGAUAAAUAAACAUGUCAGAAGACACUCUGUAUAGUUCCUGAUAGAAUUGUAGAGAGAUGUUAUUACUGAGUACAAGAGAUAAAGAAACAUGUCAGAAGACACUCUGUAUAGUCCUUGAUAGAAUUGUAAAGAGAUGUUGUUAAGUUACUGGUAUCUUUGUACAAGACACUAUUUAAUGAAAAGAAUGGCUUUACAAAUCUCUCGUUAAUUAAGUUUCCACUUACCUGUGUACAAUAACAUAGUGUUUCACAUAUUAUUUAAAGAUUUGAAAAAAAAUACAUGUUUAACAUUAAAGGUUCAUAGAAUUCA